GCACAGCACAGUCUGCAGCAGCAUAGGAUGUAAUCAAUCCCACAUGUUUCAUCUCUGCGACUCGGGGAUUUUCACUUUGAAUAUUUUUAUACUUUUUCUUUCGUUAUACCCUACUCGCCACGCAAGGGAUAUAACUUACCAGACAUGACGGGGACUCAGUUUCUACCCUGCAAAGCCAAAACUCCGCUCAAUGCGAAGGGAUCCCGAAGUUCAUAAAAGGGAUUAUUUGCAUCUGGGUGCCUGAGACCUUCGGUGCCUCCGGAUUUUACUUUGGAUUUGGGAUUUAUCGGUUCUCGCCGGGAUGGAAAGCCGAGAUUUCGCUCCCCCGCACCACCUCCUGACGGAGCGGAGCGCGCUGGUUCACAGCGCCGCGUCUCGGAUGGCGCAAGGCGGCCACGGCUCCGUGCAGCACCCCGCUCACUUCCAGCCAGGGAAAUACUACUCAUCCCACCUCUCCAUGGGUCCGCACUCAGGUGCUUCCUUCAUGGGUUCCUUCCUGGCCAGCAGCGUGGGGUCCCCGACCUCCCACCCCCCUCAUCCCUCGGGACCCGCUGCCUCCCCGUCCUCCCCCUCGUACAGGACUGGACCCCAUUCAAGCGCCUCCCCUAUCUGGUUCCCCCAUUCACAUGAAGGGUACCCCAGCUAUUCAGGAAGUCUUGCUUCUCCUUUUCUCCCCAUGAGUCCCCUCGAUCACCAUAGCAACGGUCUCUAUGGACAGCACCGCUUCUAUGAAACUCAAAAAGAUCACUUCUACCUGAGGGGCCUUCCUCCCCAGCCUCCUCUGCUCUCCACCAAUCACAGCCUUCCCCCACUGGCCAGGACUGCCCCCGGCCACCCGCUUGGCUCUUGCAGCCGAGAGACGGACAACGGGGGAGGUGGUGGGGGAGGCGGGAAGAGCACCAAGGACAUGAGCGAGAAAGGGGUUUCAUCAGUGUCAAAGGAGAAGGAGCGAUCGAGCAGCAAGGAGCGACACCAGGAGAGCAAAGAAAAGCUUCAUCAUCACCAUUCACAUCAUACGAACUCUGCCACCACUCCAUCUAGCUACCAUCACCAAGCUUACUCCCACCCUCACCAUGCUCUCCUUCCUCACCUCACACACACGGGCAGGGAGGAGGACCACAGACACCCUCUGGAGCGACACAAGGAGUACAGAGACAGUGACUCAGGCAGUCAGGGGACAAAACAGAUGAGUGCCUGUAAACUUUCCAGUGGUUCAGGGGCAGAGAGCAGUUCUGGAGGAAAGGGGGGAGUACUGAGCAGCUGCAGUGGUGGUGGGGUGGUUAGACCUCCAUCUGGUGGCGGUAGGCGCUGCUCUAAGGACGGACCCAUAAACGGGGAGAUGAAGAUCAGCGAAUCCUCAACCUCCUCCUCUGAAUGUAUGAGAAGAGGUGCGGCUGCAGCCACAGCCAUCUUGGCACCUCCAACUCCACACUCUGUGGCCUCCUAUUCCAUGCCUCCUCCUCCUCCACCUCCGCCACCUCCUCCUCAUGCCUUACACAUGGGCUCCACAGUGACGGGAGGGUGGCUGCACCACCCACAUCACCAUCCCCAUCCUGAGUUUUACUGCCCCCCAGCCCCUCUUACCCUGACACACUCAAAAGAUCCAGCAUCAACAUCUGGAGGAUCUGGCAGAGAGGCAAAAGUCAUCGGCCCAACUUAUGUCCCCUCAGUCGGGCCACUGGGAGAUUUGGCAGCUCCUGACUGUCGUGCUGCAGGAGGAGGCGGGAGAAAAGGAGAUGACAAGAGUGGAGAUGGAUCUUUUGAAAGUCCCUCUCAUCACCUUAGUCGGCUUAGUAGUUGCCAGAAGAAGGACAAAUCUCAGCCCCACCAGCAGCAGCUGGGCUGCGGCAAAGCUGACAAACCUUCUGACUGGAACCACCAGACACAGCACUUCCACAAAUCCAGUUCCAACCCGAGCUCUCAGCCUGAGCUGCGGUCCUGCAGCCUGGAAACAUCUUCAUCCUUCCGCGAUGUGGAGAUUGUGGACGAUGUUUACCGGCCGUCACUCCCACCAGAUGCCCAGGGGACACACCUUGGGUCUGGACAGGGAUUAUCCAAGAAUGGCCCUGGUGCCAGCACACCUCCCUUCAGGGACUGUUCUCAAUCAGGUCCUCAUCCUGAGAGGGUGGGCUCGGGGUCAGCAGUUCAGAGGGAGGGACAAAAGGUUGCUAGGAUACGACACCAGCAGCACAGCAGCCAUGGAGCGAGUACAGAAGAGAGGGGAAGAGAGGGAAGUCAGGCAGCAACACCUUGGGGGGCUCGAGGGGGCCACCAAGAGGACCAGAGAAAAGGCUCCCACCAUGCAUCAGUCGGCAACGGUGAAGUAAGAGGGCUCAGCAACAGAGCUCCAAACACUGACCACAACCAACCCCAUUCUCAACAGCCUCCACCCCUAUCCCGUUCCUCAUCGCACACCACUGAGGGUGAAGGCAGCGCCAUGAAGAACUUAAUGAACUACAGCUCUCAGCAGCCUCUGCUGCUCCCCCAUCGGAGCCCCUUUGGUGGUCUGGGCUGCCUCAAGCAGGGUGGAGAGAGAUCAGAGAAGGGGGACAGAGGUGGAGGCAAAAGCAACACCUCCCUGCAAGACCCUCCCAAACAGUCGCUCCCUCCUCGCCGAGGCUCCACUAAUGAGGGAGAGAGGGGGGACAGAGGUGGGAAGGAGGCCGGGGAGGCAGGAGAGGGGGAGGUGCGGCAGCCUCCGGUGGGUAUUGCAGUUGCAGUAGCCAGGCCCCCCCAUCGUUCCCCAGACAACACCCCUGGACACAGCAGACAGGGCAGGGUGCUGCCCAGCAUGAAAGGGGUGUCGCGCCCCAUGUAUCCUCUUGGUCGGGAGGCAGAGGACAGGAAGAGGAUGACAGAGGAACAGAUCAGCCUUCAUCACCUGGACAGAGACAGAGAAAUGAUGAUCAGGGAAAACAAGGAUCGCGUGGAGUUUGCCAGGAUUCACCCUUCUAGUAGUUGCCACGGUGACCUGACCUCUCACAUCUUGGUCUCCGGAGGAGCAAGUCAGUUAGGGGCAGACCCUGCUGCACAUGCUCACCCAGCUCACCACCACUGGAUGCAGAGGACAGGAAGUCCCUCCCUCUGGAUGGGGCAUUCAUACAGUCUGAGUCAUGUGGGGAUGAGCGCCGGCUUCCCACCUGGUCUUCCCAGCCCCUUGCAGCCUGUGCUUGGUUCACUCACUCAAGACCCCAACUCCCCGCUGGUGGUUCUUCCUACAGAACCCGGGCCACAUCAUCACCUUGAUGUUCUGGAGCAGUCAGGUCUUUGGCCUCCUGUGUACGGAAGCCGUGGCCCUCCUCCUCACCUGCAGCAUCACCCGGUCUACUCUCGAUCCUCAUUCCUACAGCAACAGGAGCUCUACGCACUGCAGCAUCGGCACCAGCAGCAGCAGCAACGAGCAAUGGAGCACAUGCAGCGCCACUCCUUAGGACAGAGAAAACAUGAGGAGCACGCUAUCACAGUAGAAGACUCUCCUCAUGAAUCUUUGGCAUCUCGAACUCCUUCCUCAUCUUCCUCCUCUUCUUCGUCCACCACCUCCUCUCAUGCGGCCAAACCCUUUUCUCACACCCCUCCUCCACUCAAGACAUCGACCCCGUCUCCGGGGUUGUGUCCCAGCAGUCGUCAGUCACCCUGCUACCACUCCCCGUCCCGGCGACCGCAUCCGCCCAACCCUCUGACCCCAGCGCCGAGCCCUGCUGCGGCGGCGCCACGCUCCCCGGCGCUCAGCCCUGCUCCGUCACACCUCUCCAAAGGACUGGACAGGGGUAGCGACAGGGGAGAGGGACAGCCACCACAGGACUACCCACAAUCUCUAGAGCCAGACUUGCCACCUGUUUACACCUACCCUCCAAUCACCAUGGGUUACAAGGCCGGGCCCUCUCCUCCUGAAGCCCGAUCGGCUGAACAAGCCAUGGUGGAGGCGGAGCCGGCAGAGCCUGGUGUCAAGUCCCUCCCACAUCCGUGCCAUAUCCAGCCUCUCACGAAAGAAGAGGUGAGGAGGGAAGAAGAAGAAGAAGAAGACUGUGAAGUGGUGGAAUCCCAGAGUGGAGUUGCAGAGGAAAAGAAGGAGGAAAGGAGGGCGGAAGCAAAAGGAUGCUCUGUCUCCGUGCUCGAGAGCAAAAUUUCUGGAUUGCCGCCAUGCCCUUCCCCAGCUUCAGUCCCCAGUCCAGCCUGCCCGGCCACAGGCACAGGCAAAGCCCUAAAAGUAGAGCUCUCUCUGGGUUGCCCGGGCCAGAAGGCUAGCCUGGAGGAGCCUGAGCCCUCCAAAGAACAGGAGGAUGAUAGAGAAUGUAGAAAAGAGGACAUGGAGGAGGAUGAAGCAGAGAAAGUGGAGUGUUCACAAACAGAAUGUACUAUCUCUGUGUCUGGAGAGUCUCCAGAGGAGGAGAAGGAGGAGGAGGAUGGGGAGGAUGUAGAGGUGGUUGAGGAUGAGGAGGAACAGGAGGAUAGCGGGAGGAGUCCAGAUGAGGACUUGGUGGAAGUAACAUGUGCUUCUCCUGCUCCCCUUCCAUCCUCUGACCCCGUCCUCCCUGUCCCGGCAAGCACAGCAGCCCAGCUCCAAGGGGCCUACAUGUGGAGUCUGGAGCUCCUAAUCGCUGCAGCUCUGUGUGCCACCAGAGAUGCCUUGUACCCGCCUGUACCUGCUAUCCGGGCCCCAAGUCCUCCACCUCACCACGGCAUGGAGAUACUGGGAGAACUGGCUGAGCUGGAGAUCCAGCAGAGGAGCAGGGAGAGCAAAGAGAAGGAUCCUGAAGGUGAGGACAUGCUGACCUUUGACCUCCACAGUCUGGCGACGCUGGCGGCCGCCCGUGCCCUGGAGAUGGGGGGAGGGGCUGUGGACGCAAGGGCGGGCCAGCAAUGUCCAAUCAGGAAGAGGUUGAACCUGCGCAGGAAGUGCAGUUGGACGCCUCGCCACGAGCCGGUGUGCCCAGUGAAGGGCUCCAUGGAGACGAUGGGAGGGGAGGAGCUGGCCAUGCGUGUCCAGCUGGCUGAGCUACAACGCCGCUACAAAGAGAAACAGAGAGAACUGGCCAAGCUACAGAGGAAACACGACCACCAGAAAGAGGAGACGUCUCGCAGCCCUGCCCGCCGGGGGCCCGGCCGCCCCCGCAAGCGCAAGUCCACCCCCGGCCCAGCUGCUGCAGAGAGCUCCAAAAGACUCAGGGCUGGGCUGAAUUUACUGGAGGAAAAAGCCAGGAAGAAAAUGUCCAAUCACGGAUUCAACAGCCUCAGUGCCGCACAGAUGAAAGCUCGCUGUAAGCACAGAGGUCGGCCCAGCACCCUGAGCUCCAGGCUGGCCAGAAGGGUGACCCAGCUGAAGCAGAAGGCUGCAGCCCAGCGUGGUGCACCGUCAGCGGGAAUGCUGCACUGCAGAGGGGCCCCUGGAGCACAAGAGGUCACGAAGAGUCACUGCAGACAAGGAGUAAAAGACCCACAGCAAGACUGGGCAGCCGGUCAGACUGUGAAGAGGAAGAGGGGUCGCAAACCAAAGGUGCUGAUGGGUGUCGACCCAAACAGAGCUCACCACAAAGACAGCCGGACCUCGGAGAAACGGGAAGUCAGGGAUGAGAAGAGUUACAGCGAGAGUUCAGAGCACGAGGAGGAGGAGGACGGCAGUUUUGAGAGUGAAGAUGGAGGCAGUGACGUCAAGAUUAGCUCAUCUUCUAAAGAAGCUCCUCCAAACCAUGCUGGGAUCAUGUCUUUUUCAUCACAGUCCUCCAAGCUCCAAGUCAACCAAAAAGCCAGGAGUAAGAGACCAAGCCCGCCUGGCAUGGGGAGCAUGCCCAGUACAGAUCAGAGGAAAAUGCCCAGGAGGCCAAGCCUUGCCAACACAGAGAGGGGACGUCAAGACCACCAGGGCACUAAAAGAGCGUCUCUGCCCAGCUGGGGUGCGUCGUCUGUGGGCUGCAGCUUUGGGAAUGGCCGAGGGAACCAUGGAGCUCUGACAGAAGUGAACAGGACCAGCAAGGAAGCCAUGAGGAAGAACUCAGCAGGACAGGGAAUUCUUGGAAAGGCCAAAGGCCACGCAGUGAGCCGACUCCUGCAGAGCUUCGCGGCCGACGAGGGCUUUCGCUUGGAUGAGGAGAGCAGCUUCUCUGAGGGAGAGGAGGAGGAGGAGGAGGAGGAAGAGGAGGAGGAGGAGGAGGAGACAGAGAAGAAGAUGAUCCACCUUCCUCCCAACAUGCCUUGCAGAAUACCCGCUCUGCCAAACUGUGUGCUCAGUAAAGAGAUGUUAGUGGACGGGCUGAAGAUCCUGAUCUCUAAGGAGGAUGAGCUGUUGUACGCUGCCUGUGUUCAAACUCUGGAUCUGCCUGACAUAUUCAGUGUUGUCAUUGAAGGGGAACGAGGGAAUCGCCCAAGGAUCUACUCACUGGAGCAACUUUUGCAGGAAGCUGUGCUAGACGUGCGGCCUCAGACUGAAGCCAUCCUGACCGCAGGGACGCGAGUUUGUGCCUACUGGAGCGAGCGGUCUCGUUGUCUUUACCCUGGAUACGUUCACCGAGGAGGUCCGGGUGAGGAGGAGAAGGAGGGCAGUGUUAUGGUGGAGUUUGAUGAUGGGGACAGAGGAAGAAUCUCCCUUGCAAAUAUCAGACUUCUGCCUCCAGGAUACCAAAUCCGCUGUGCGGAACCCUCUCCGGCUCUUCUCAUCUCACCUGGUCGCCGUGGUCGACGAAGUUCCAUCCAGGAGAAGAAAGACAUACCCACAGAGAAACCACCUAAUGAGGAAACAGCAGGGAGACCCCAGGAGAAAAGACCAGUUGGCAGGCCGAAGAAAAUCCACUCAGUGCCUAAGACUUCCAGCACACCAACAUCAGUAUCAGACACUGUAACCAAAGGCAACACUUCGUUGAUGAGCUGGUCCGCACCUAGGAAGAGACCCCCUGUUGAUUUCUUCCUUUUUAAUGGAACAUCCCGCAAAACCCAAAGGAGGAUUCGAGAGCGAGACUUGGGGGUGUUUCAUCGCCCUGUCUCCCAUCCCCUCACACCCCCAACCCCCAUCAAAGGCAUCUUUGGCUCCCCUUUUGUAGUUGACUCUUUCAGCAGCAUCGCCAACGGCUACUCAACUUUUGGAAGUGGAGGAGGCUCAGGAGCGGGGCGACCAGUCACCACCAUAGCUUCCAUGGGGCUUAGGCACUCCUCCUCUGCUUGCUCCUCGGCUGUCACCAUGGCGAUGGCAGCCGGGAGCAAGAAGCCAGUAAGCGAACGCGACAGAAAACAGUUCCUGGUGAAGCUCGACCAUGAAGGAGUGACCUCUCCUAAAACAAAGAAUGGCAAGGCCCUGCUUCGACUUGGGGGGAGCAGUGGGAGAGGAGGCAGGACUCUCACCUCUGCGGGAGCAACACUACGAUACAUUCACCCUGCCAUGCUGGUGAAGCAUGGCAAGAAGGGAGGAGGGGAAAGAGACAGCACUAGAGCCCGGUCCGAGGCUCUUCUAAAGGAUACUCACCCUCUGAGAAAAGACCUUCUGUCAGGAGGCAUCGGAGUCCAAAGUGGAGAUUACAAUUUGGACUACCCAAGCGACUGCCCCAGCUCCUACUCUGAGCUGGAUGAGGACGAUGAAGAUGGUGUUCAAGAUGCUGGAGCACGAAGAAGAAGUGCUGCAUCGACAUCCCACCGAAAUGGACGUUUUCUCUCUCGUCUCUCCGUCUGUUUCUCCUCGUCCUCAUCGUCCUCUUCAUCCUCCGGCUCCAUCUCCUCCUCGUCCCUCUGCUCCUCAGACAACGAUUCGUCCUACUCCUCCGAUGAAGAGUCCUCAUCAGUACUGCUGCGCCGUGCACUGCUUCAGCAGGACAAACACAAGCGUCGGCAGAACAUGAACUCCGACCUCAUGAGCCCUGACUCCACCACCUCCAACCCCUCUGCCUCCUCCACGGCCCCAGCUCACAGCUAUGUGGCCAAGGCUAGCAUGGCUGUUCCAGGGUCAAAGGUGAGGGCAGAGAGAACAGAAGACAGGAAGGAGUACAUGUCAAAGGGAAGCUUGGCGACUAACAGUAGCACAGCCAAGACCCAGAUGAAGAGGAAAGAAGGAGUACAUAACAGCCACCACCAGGGCCAGAGCAGUCCUGUAAGCCAGCAGUCCAAACCUGCCUCCAAGGACCCGACAGCAGCCAAGAGGCAGAGGAUGGCGUCACCUGAGCCUCUGCACAACAUGGCUCCCCUGCUGCCUGGACGCCAGCUGUGGAAAUGGUCCGGUAACCCCACACAGAGAAGAGGUCUGAAGGGUAAAGCCCGCAAGCUUUUCUACAAGGCCAUCGUGCGGGGCAAGGAGACGGUGCGUGUCGGGGACUGUGCUGUGUUCUUGUCACCUGGUCGGCCCCAGCUGCCCUACGUGGGCAGAGUGGAGAGCCUCUGGGAGUCAUGGAGCUCCAGCAUGGUGGUCAGGGUCAAGUGGUUCUACCACCCGGAGGAGACUUGCCUGGGGAAGCGACAUCGUGAUGGCAAGAAUGCCUUGUACCAGUCGAGCCAUGAAGAUGAGAACGACGUGCAGACGAUCUCCCAUCGCUGCCAGGUGGUCAGCAGGACUGAGUAUGAUCACAUGAUUCGAGAACACAAGCCGGGUAGCACAUCUAAUGACCUUUUCUACCUGGCUGGAACCUACGAGCCCACAACAGGCCAGCUGGUCAGCGCUGACGGCAUGGCUAUUGUGUCGUAGCACCAGAUAGAGAGAAAUCCAAAUAUUGACCCAAACUCUGGAGUUGACUGCUUCCAGGAUAGUCCUUCAGAACAGACCGAGGGACAGAGGGAAACCAAGACAAGGAGUUUCAGCUCUGCGUAUUGAUCUGUCCCUUGUAAGAGAAGGGGCUAGCCCACUGGAUAAAGCCCAGCAGUACUGGCACUUAGCGGAGUCCGGUUUGUUCUGGGGAAGAGUCUGACCCAUGUCAGAUUUUUACCUCUUUAUCAGAUGUGGAUUGAGGCUCCCUGUCACAGCAAGAGUCUACAGCCGUCCCUGUAGCUGAUAUAAGAGAAUAUCUUGUCAUUUAAACAAGAUUACUGCAACAAAAGAACAGGAACCAAGGACAUUGGAGCACUUUGGAGUAUGGUAGCAUGAAAAUGCUACAGCAGACUUGGCUUUCUGAAACAAAGACUGACUCAGAGAGCGGAACAGACUGUUAUGGUAAGGAGAGACUUACUGUAAACCACACUGGUUUGGAUGGUUUUAAUGGUCUUUUACUGGUAGUGUGAUGAUGACAAGGCGAUUUGGAGAUCCCCAACAGGACCAAAAAACACUGUAGUUUGGACUUUGUGUGUGAAUGUGUGUGUGCGGAGUGGCUGAGAUGACCAUGUCUGGCAUUUAAUGAGCUCUGAGUAAAUAGUGCUUUAGCGUGCGUGUGUGUGUAUGUGUGUGUGUUUGUACUGUGUGUGUGGUCAUGCACAUAUAUGCCUGUGCUCGUCGGUUGCAAGCCAAGAUGACGUCAUGACACACCGUCAGUAUGUCUUUAACACUCUGAAUAUGAAUCUGUCCAGUACUUAGCGUUCAGUUUUUUAGUCCUUGAGACGGAAACACAAAAUGAUUUUUCUCCUGUCAAGCCAUACACGUCAAUACCUCUCUCGUAUCCUCAUAUUCAGGUGCGAAGACACAUGUACAGGUAGUUGGAUUGUUUAUUUGAACUGUGCGUGCAUGUUUGCGUGCGUGCGUAUGUGUGCAUGGGCGAGCGUGUGUGCUUUGUACAGCAUUAUGUAUAAUAUAACAUGUUGUAAAUACUAUACAUAUAUAUUUGUUCUUGUUUUUUUUUCUUUUGCAGAGAAGAUUAUUUUAUUUAGAUUUUUUUAAGGGUGUGUGUGUGGGGGAAUUGGGGAGGGGUCUGGCAAAGGGAGGAGGUUAGGUUCAAUUUCCUUCUCUCUCAAUGCACUGAACAGGAUCGGAGAUGUGGAUUUGGGGUCAAGCUGUACAACUGAUGUGAAGACUUUGCGGUUGUAAGCCCUGCUUUAGGGAUGAAUAUGUAGAAAGGGUGUCUGGGAAAUGUUGUUUUUAUAAAGAAAUCAGAAAAAGGCUCUUUUUAAACAUGUCCAAAAUCUCUUUGUUCUUUUUAUUUUGCUCUGUUAGGUUUAGAGUGUGCUUUUCCUGUUGGGAGCUUCUUUUUUUUUUUAACAAAUACUGGAAAGGAAACUAAGUUUCUGCUGUUCUCUGAUCCUGAAAGAAUCUUCUUUAUCUAUUUUAGCCUGUAUUUCUAUAAAAAUGUAGAUAUUUAUCUGGCAUCAAAAAGAAACAUACCAAAGCACCUGUGAGUUUACGCUUCACCGCAUUAGAAGAAAACAAUUUUAUGAUGAAAAAAAAUAAAAGACAGAAAGAUGUUCAAUCAAAUCUGAAUCCGGGACCCCUGCAAUCAUCGAGGUAUUUGAAGUAGAGUUCCUCUCGUUGUCUGCUCGUGUUCAUCCAGCGUUGCUAUGACAGCCUCUAAGAAACAUUGCAGCAACAUUGUCUGCACACUGCCCAGCUGAUGCACUUGAGGUCUCUAUGGCAACCAGAAUGGCAUCACGUGACUGUGAAGGACAAUCAGAGCCAAUCAAUGGGACAAUUUUGAGAGACAAAAAAAAGAAAAGAAAAAAGAUAAGGAUCAAAUCACAAUUUAUGCUUCUUGUCACUUUUAUUCCUGCUUUGCCAAAAAAUGUCUGUGCGUGUGUGUUUUAUGUUCGCUUGUUUUCCUAGUUUAUCAUUGUCUUACUGUUUAUGCAAGCCUGUGAUGACUGUGUGUUGUCAGUGUAUAGGAUGUACAGGGGGGAAGGACAUGAAUGCCUUUUUUCUUUUUAGGACGUUGACUUUUUUUGACUUUUAACAACAAUGUUGCUGUUACACUGCAAAGCAAAAGCUUUAUAAGAAAUCUAAUGUGAAACUCACUUUUGAAAUAUUACAUUUAUGGGUCUUUAAUUGAUUUUUUUUUUUUUUUUAAAGCUGUAUUUUCUUUAAGAAACACUGGAUUCAGUUCUAACCACAUUUUGACAGAAGCAGCAUCAUUGUGCGACCUGUUUUGUUUUGUAGACCCACUGGAACCUGCUUUGUAUGGUUGAGAUGGCCUACUAAAAUAUAUUAUGUAAUUUCAGUCAUUCUUUUGGAAAUAUGACUUAAAUAUUUCCUCAUGUACAAAAAGAAAAAAAUUAUUUAUCUUAAUUUUAUUGCCUUUUUUGUGUUUCAUUAAAAAAAGAUUCUUACA
This is a messenger RNA of Scomber japonicus (chub mackerel), 11153 nucleotides long. It is a transcript of the gene bahcc1b, whose product is annotated as BAH domain and coiled-coil containing 1b. The record is from RefSeq and is a predicted model, not a curated record. Gene Ontology annotation, molecular function: chromatin binding. The transcript is spliced from 28 exons. Bases 302 to 8656 code for a protein of 2784 amino acids. NCBI's taxonomy places the organism in Eukaryota, Metazoa, Chordata, Actinopteri, Scombriformes, Scombridae.